Molecule: messenger RNA, 908 nt
Organism: Chironomus riparius
Lineage: Eukaryota; Metazoa; Arthropoda; Insecta; Diptera; Chironomidae
Source: the annotation of a GenBank genome assembly
AUAAACGAAACAAGUCGGAGUUAAUUUUUAAGGGAUCCUUUGGUGAUGUAAAGAAGCUGCAAGGAUUUUUUGUAGCUGUGAAUAUUUAAUAUGUCAACAAUCGAGGAACGUUCUGAAUAUUUACAGAAUCCGUUUUUAACUAAGCCAAUCUACGGUGAUUUUACAUCGUUUUAUAUUACAAUCGGAAUUUGCACAGUAUUUGGCAUCUUUCUGUUCGCCAUAAAUCUCAUCUGUGGCUGCUGCUCACAGCACAAAUCAUAUUGGAACGACAGAUUUACAGGAAAUCGUUGGAUAGUAGCACUGUGGACUGCGACAGCACAUAAACAACCCCCAAUUGACUUGUCAGAACUUCAGGAUAUUCAGAUUGAUUACCCAAACACAUAUCCAGGAGAAGUUGAAGUAGAAACACCAAGAAGCACACCAAAAGCAAGAAGAGCAUUUGGUCAUCAACAAGAACAACAAGUAUAUCAAUACUCAGCAGUUCAUAGGCCAGCUAGAGGAACUCAUCAAGAAGAGUUUGUUGAAUUGCACAAACGCGAAAGUGAAAUUUAAAGAAAAAGCCAUCCAAAAUGUCAGUAUUUCUGCUAUACCCAUUCGUUGCCUUCUUGGCAAUGUUUGUGGUACUUGUCAUCAUGUUGAUUCUCAAAUAUGGCCCAGAGUAUUUGAAUUUGAGGAACUAUACGUUGUCUCAUAGAAAUCGUCAAGCAGGAGCGUAUUCGCAACCUGUGCAGAUUGCUUAGCUUAAGUAUUGAGUACAUUCCAAUAGAUUAUAUAUUUUAUAGAAUCUCUGACAAUCUCAACAAUGUAGUUUGUGUCUUAAUUUUUUUUUAUAUACAAUAACAAUUUUUGUAAGGAUUUAUACAAUACAUUAUUUUGUACAACCGAAUUCCGUCCUAAAAGAAAUGCAC